UCAUCUUUCUGUAGCUGCAAAAAUUAUAUUUAAAAGUAAAUAGUCAAAUAAAAUAAUGCCAGGCUUUGCGGGCGGUUCAACAAAUGCCGAUGCCAGUGGUGCCUCGGACUUAGACACGGAAUCCGUGGAGGUCCUAAGGGAACGUUUGAGUACCAUGAAACGACUGAUGGCUGAGCGCACAGCCCAACAACAGAAUAAUCCUGCAACGACUGAGGAAAUCUGGUCCACCAAACGACAUCGAUCGGCUGGCAUUAUUGAUGGCAACUUCCUAAGCAUCGCCUUUGGGGGUGCUUUGCUAGUUAUAGUCUCGGUUUCGAUAUAUGCUUUCUAUAACUUAUACCAUGCCAUACUAAAGAAGUUUCCCUCGCGCCAUGAGGAGUUGUAAGCCAAGCCUAAUAAGCCAACGACGAAUUACAAUUUAGUAUUUAGCAUCGAUUUUGUGCAUUUAGUGUUAUAGUUUGUACGAAUUGUAAAUUUUAAC
Molecule: messenger RNA, 481 nt
Organism: Scaptodrosophila lebanonensis
Lineage: Eukaryota; Metazoa; Arthropoda; Insecta; Diptera; Drosophilidae
Exons: 2
Coding region: 56-385 (109 amino acids)
Source: RefSeq, a predicted model, not a curated record